Molecule: messenger RNA, 1476 nt
Organism: Ochotona princeps (American pika)
Lineage: Eukaryota; Metazoa; Chordata; Mammalia; Lagomorpha; Ochotonidae
Gene: MORN1
Product: MORN repeat containing 1
Exons: 13
Coding region: 325-1464 (379 amino acids)
Source: RefSeq, a predicted model, not a curated record
CCCCCGCGGCCAGGGCGGGAUCCCCGGGCUGUGCAGGCGGCCCUGGGCGCGGGCCCUGCCGGCAGACGCGCUCACCGGCGGCCCCGCUGUCCACGCCCAGGCUACGGUGUCCACGUGUACACGAACUCCUUCUUCCGGUACGAAGGCGAGUGGAAAGGCGGGAAGGAACACGGCCGGGGGAAGCUGCUGUUCAAGGAUGGGAGUUACUACGAAGGUGACUUUGUGGACGGAGAGAUCUCAGGCGAGGGCCGUCGCUACUGGGCCUGGUCAGGAAACUCGUAUUCAGGACAGUUCAUCCUUGGAGAGCCUCAUGGCCACGGUGUCAUGGAGUAUAAGGCCGGGGGACACUAUGAGGGGCAGCUGGUCCAGGGCACCAGGGAAGGACACGGAUGCCUGGUAGACCAGGCUGGGCAGGUGUACCGGGGCUGGUUCCACAACAACAAGAGGCACGGCCAGGGGCAGAUGCUCUUCAAGAACGGUGACACAUACAACGGGGACUGGGUGCGGGACCAGCGCCAGGGACACGGGGUGCUGUGCUGUGCCAAUGGCUCCACCUAUGAGGGACAGUGGCACAGUGACACCUUCAGUGGCCUGGGCAGCUUGGCCCACUGCUCAGGGGCCAUCUAUCACGGACUAUGGGUCAAUGGCCACCCAGUAGCGCAAGCCACGAACAUUAAGAUCCUGGGCCCGGAGGUGAUGGAGGUGACCCACGGGUGUCCCUUCUCGCUCGUGGUGCAGCUGCAGCAGGACGACGGGGAGGUGGCUGAGAGCGAGAGCGGGCGGCUGCUGAGUGUGUCGGCAGGCAUCAGGAGCGUGCAGCUCCCGGCCCACGCUGAGGUCAGCUCCUUCCAAGUGGAGGGCGGGUGCCACCCAGAGAUGCCCAUGGAGACACCACUGGGGUUCCAGUGCGUCCCUUAUCCGCUGUUCAGCCGUCAGCCAGUGGGGCUGGGGCCCAGAGGUGACGCCGUCCCCAGCAUGGGAGAGCUGGACCCAGCACAGGGCACGGCCACCGGCCUGCCUGCCUGGGGCCAGGACACUGGGCACCCCUGGGAGGAGCUAAGGCGCACAGAGGCUGGCUGUGCCAAGUUUGCCGACCUGCUCCUGGGGCCUCCCCCACCUGGGUACCACCCAUUCCUCUUCCUGGAGGGCCACGGCCAGAAGGCAGGCCUGUGUCCUGGGAGGACGACACCUACAGCGGAGGAACCCCUAGGAGGCCACAGCAGUGUGGGGGUCCUCUCCUCGGGCCUCUGCUACCUGCUGCCUGGUCACUGUCUGGCCACAGCUGCCCAAGGGCCAGAAAGGGAAUACGUGCUGGUGGUGCGGGACCUGACAACACCCCCCUUCCUGGGCUGCACGCUACCCACCGCCUUCCAGCACCUGCGGAUUGUGAGGGGGCCCAGCCCUGAAGGUGGCCCUGGAGCCCCCGAGCUGCCCGCGUCCACACAUCAGGUUGCACCAAUCUGAGCAGACCAAACU